Molecule: messenger RNA, 1484 nt
Organism: Mus pahari (shrew mouse)
Lineage: Eukaryota; Metazoa; Chordata; Mammalia; Rodentia; Muridae
Gene: Tfam
Product: transcription factor A, mitochondrial
Exons: 7
Coding region: 128-859 (243 amino acids)
Molecular function (GO): transcription cis-regulatory region binding
Source: RefSeq, a predicted model, not a curated record
GCCCCGCGCGCGGCGGGCACGCUAACAAGCCCCCGGAGUUCCCUCGCUGGUAGAGUGGCCGUCCAUAGGCGCCGUAUUGCGUGAGACGACCCUGACGGCGCCGGUCCAUCAGUCGUCGGCCCGAGCCAUGGCGCUGUUCCGGGGAAUGUGGAGCGUGCUAAGAGCACUGGGGCGCACGGGGGUCGAGAUGUGCGCGGGCUGCGGAGGUCGCAUCCCCUCGUCUAUCAGCCUUGUCUGUAUUCCGAAGUGUUUUUCCAGCUUGGGUGGUUAUCCAAAGAAACCUAUGAGUUCAUACCUCCGAUUUUCCACAGAACAGCUACCCAAAUUUAAAGCUAAACACCCAGAUGCAAAACUUUCAGAAUUGGUUAGAAAAAUUGCAGCCCUGUGGAGGGAGCUACCGGAAGCAGAAAAAAAGGUUUAUGAAGCAGAUUUUAAAGCUGAGUGGAAAGCAUACAAAGAAGCUGUGAGCAAGUAUAAAGAACAGCUAACACCAGGUCAACUGAUAGGUAUUGAGAAAGAAGCCCGGCAGAAACGGUUGAAAAAGAAAGCACUAGUGAAAAGAAGAGAAUUAGUUUUGCUUGGAAAACCAAAAAGACCUCGUUCAGCAUAUAACAUUUAUGUGUCUGAAAGCUUCCAGGAGGCAAAGGAUGAUUCGGCUCAGGGAAAAUUUAAGCUUGUAAAUGAGGCUUGGAAAAAUCUGUCUCCUGAGGAAAAGCAAGCAUAUAUUCAGCUUGCUAAAGAUGAUAGGAUUCGUUACGACAAUGAAAUGAAGUCUUGGGAAGAGCAGAUGGCUGAAGUUGGACGAAGUGAUCUCAUCCGUCGCAAUGUGAAACGAUCAGGAGAAAUCUCUGAGCAUUAAGAUCGAAGGCGGAGUUGUCAUUGGGAUUAGGCCCAAGAAACCAGUUAGGUCUCAAAGCCUUAAAUUGUCAAACUAGAAAGGAUAAAGGUGGUUAACCUUUGACAUUCAGAUCAUUUUUCUGUAGCCAUGGACUUUCUAUUAAUGUUUUGAGCCUUGACAGAAGAUCAUGCUGAGCUCUGCCUUUUGCUUAAGAACUGGAAUGGAGACUGUCCAUGCAUCUGCAUGCAUUGGUGAAUCAUUCUGCAUUUGAUGGGCUAGAUAGACUGUGAAGUGACUUUCACACUGGUGACAGUUGUGGUGGUUUUGUGAUGUUUUUACACUGAUAACCGUUACAUAUGGGUGUGGCCCUUGUGUUCCACGUCAGAGCUUCUCUCCCAGCUGUGGCAGAGCUAUGGAUAACUGCAUUUUCAAAGAAGCUCCCAGGCUUUACUAGAUGGAAUGAUUCCUAGACACAAAUCAUGUGUAGAGUUGAUGUUUGUACAUAAUAAGUGAUUGUUGAUGUCCUAAUAGCAUUUUAUAGUAGGAACAGAGAGAUUUACACAUCUUUCUCAAAUUAAGAAAUUAUGUACCAAGUCUAUGCAUAGGUUUUUCUUGCAUAGAAUAAAAACUCUUAAUUUUCCAAACA